UUAGAAGGGAAAGAUGGCGACACCAAUUUUCCUUACUAUUGUAGCUUAAAAUGUGCCUUAUAAUUCAGUGCACCUUAUGUAUUAAAAUAGACCAAAAAAAUAGAUGUCACUUGAUAGUGCACCUUAAAGUCUGUAAAAUAAGCUUUGGAGCAUUGCUGUGAGGAUUUGAUUGCGUUCAGUGAUGAGUUGUAGUAAGGUCAGGAUGUUGGAUGGUUUUCUAUUAAAUUGGCAUCACUUCUCUCUACAGCGAAUAGACAAACUGUAAGUGUCCGUUUGCACAUAUGUGUUAGCAAUGCGUGCAGCCUAAAGCAUCUGAAUUCAGUCAAUUGAAAUGGAUGUACUUUUAUCCUGGCACACUGACAUCAUUGCUUUUGUAGCUUUUGGCAAAGUUGCCGCUGAAAUCUCGGAAAAAAGGCGCACAGAUGCGCAAAUAUGGCAACCUGAAAAAAAAAAAAAAAAAGGUUUCUCAGUAACUCAACCUACAUAAAGAGCAAAGAACUGCAGCAGUGAGGCAGUUUCUGACACUCAGGUUAAUUCCACAAUGACUAAGCUAUUUUUUUCCCUCCACAUUUUGUCCUUUCUUCUUUUUUUUUUUUUUGUAUUUCAUGGCCGAAGGGUUCACGUGGCAGGAACACGCAUGAGCUGUAUUACCUGACGAUGCAGCGGGCGGUGGAGAAGAUGGAGCAGCUGGAGAAGGGGGCGAGGCGGAGGCUGAGGGUUUGCGUGGCCACCUGCAACCGAGCAGAUUACUCCAAACUCGCUCCCAUCAUGUUCGGACUGAAGGCCCAGCCUGAGCUGUUUGAACUGGAGGUGGUGGUCCUCGGCUCCCACCUCAUCGACGACUAUGGGAACACCUUUCGCAUGAUUGAGCAGGACGACUUUGACAUCGGCUCCAAGCUGCACACUAUAGUUCGCGGAGAGGACGAGGCGGCUAUGGUAGAGUCGGUCGGCUUGGCGCUGGUCAAGCUCCCCGAUGUCCUGCAGCGUCUGGCACCAGAUGUUCUGGUUGUCCACGGCGACCGAUUUGAUGCGCUGGCUCUUGCCACGGCGGCGGCGCUCAUGAAUAUCCGCAUCCUGCACCUGGAGGGCGGCGAGGUCAGCGGCACCAUCGACGAUUCCAUUCGCCACGCCAUCUCCAAACUGGCGCACUACCACGCUGUCUGCACGCGCUCCGCCGAGAGCCACCUCAUCGCCAUGUGUGAAGACCAUGACCGAAUCCUGCUGGCCGGAUGCCCAUCGUAUGACAAGCUGCUCAGCGCUCACCAGAGAGAAGACUACGUGGACAUCAUCAAGGCUUGGCUCGGUGACGAUGUGAAGGAACAGGACUACAUUGUGGCGCUGCAGCACCCUGUAACUACCGACAUCAAGAACUCUAUAAAGAUCUAUGAGCUGAUGCUGGAUGCUCUCGUUUCCUUUAAUAAGAAAACACUCAUCCUCUUCCCCAACAUAGAUGCUGGCAGUAAAGAGAUGGUCCGUGUGAUGAGGAAGAAGGGGAUUGAGCAGCACCCGAACUUCCGCGCUGUGAAGCACGUGCCGUUCGAUCAGUUCAUCCAGCUGGUGGCGCACGCUGGCUGCAUGGUGGGCAACAGCAGCUGUGGGGUCCGCGAGGCCGGAGCCUUCGGGACGCCGGUCAUCAACCUGGGAACACGGCAGACUGGACGAGAGACUGGGGAAAACGUGCUUCAUGUACGAGACGCUGACACUCAAAAUAAAAUCUACCACGCCCUGGAGCUGCAGUUUGGCAAACGCUACCCCUGCUCUAAGAUUUAUGGUGACGGUAACGCGGUUCCCCGUAUCCUGAAGUUCCUGCAGUCCAUCGACCUGGCAGAGCCGCUGCAGAAGAAGUUCUGCUUCCCAGCUGUGCGAGAGUGCUGCUCUCAGGACAUCGACCACAUCCUGGAGACCCAGAGCGCGCUGGCCGUCGACCUGGGAGGAACCAACCUGCGCGUGGCCAUAGUUAGCAUGAAGGGUAAAGUCUUGAAGAAGUUCACUCAGCCAAACCCAAAGACCUAUGAGGAGCGGAUAGAGCUCAUACUGAGCAUGUGCAAACAGGCCAUCGCCGAGGCCAUCCACCUGAACUGCCGGAUCCUGGGAGUCGGAGUGAGUACAGGUGGGAGAGUGAAUCCUCAGGAUGGGGUGGUGCUGGACAGCACUAAGCUGAUAAACGAGUGGAGUGGUGUUGACCUGCGCGCUCCAGUCUCCCACGCUCUGCACCUGCCUGUGUGGGUGGAUAAUGACGGAAACUGCGCCGCUCUCGCCGAGAAGAAGUUCGGCCACGGAAAAGGCGUGGAGAACUUUGUCACCGUCAUCACGGGCACAGGAAUUGGAGGGGGUAUUAUUCAGCACGGAGAGCUGAUCCAUGGCAGUACGUUCUGUGCCGCAGAGCUCGGACACAUCCAGGUUUCUCUGGAUGGGCCGGAGUGUUCGUGCGGGAGCCAAGGCUGCAUCGAGGCCUUCUCCUCCGGCCUGGCCCUGCAGAGAGAGGCCAAGAGACUGCACGAUGAUGAUGUGCUGCUGGUGGAUGGGAUGAGUGUGAACAAUAAGGAGCAGGUGAGCGCUGUCCAUCUCAUCAACGCUGCUCACCACGGCAACCCCAAAGCAAAGGCAGUACUGCACACAGCCGGCACGGCUCUGGGCGUCGGGAUCGUGAACAUCCUCCACACGGUGAACCCGUCUCUGGUCAUCCUGUCGGGAAUUCUCGCUCAGCACUACGAGGGUCCGGUCCAGCAGGUCAUCGGCCGGCGGGCCCUGUCCUCCACCAGGGACGUCAAGGUCGUGACCUCCGACCUGGAGGAGCCCGCUCUGCUGGGGGCCGCCAGCAUGGUGCUGGACUACGCCACCCGCCGCAUAUACUGACGCACUCAGCCAAUCAGUACACUCGCUCUGAGGCGAGGAGCCAAUCGGGAGCCACAGGCUCAGACAGAGGGCCAAUGAAACACUGUGUGUGUCUGUCUGGAACUGUCAACUGUUACCUGAGGUGUUCCAAGAACUUUGCUGCUGAAGGUCUCCUGUGUUUUAUUUUUUAUGUUUUUUUUCUUGAAAUAUUUAUUUUGAAGGGCGUUUCUGAUCAUGUGAUGAUGAUGAUGAUGAUGAUGUGAUUGGUCAAACAUUAGUGAGCACAUCAGCUCAUCCUUACAGUGGAGUGUCGGUGCUUUCGGACAGUAUUUGGGAUCAACGUUUCUGAGUCUUAUUUUAGUAUUUUAUAUAAAGUGCAUGGGAUGUCUGUUAGAUCUGAUAAAUUACGCCAUAAAGAGAAAAUGUGUCAAUUUUGGGAUUUUGGAAUAAUAGAAGCUGUCCAAAAUCUGUUCAGCGUAAGUUACACUAAACAUUACAGCGUAAUAAUUCAGCGUUUGAGAUCAGAUUGAGGGUUUUGGUGUAAAAUUUUGGUUUACUUUGAUUUCUCUACAGUAGGGUCCAAACAUCCAUGCACUGUAUUUAGUAUACAAAGCCAAUCAGUGGGGCUUCAGUAAUUAGUCGACGUAAUCGUUAACGGCAACUAUAAAAAUGUGUCGACACAGAAUUACAUUGUUGAUGCGUUAAUUAAUGUAUUAUAAAUGUAAACACACCAGAUAAAAGACAAAACAACACCCGUACUCACUUAUACAUUUAAACAUAUUAUCAGCAUUUAAAUCUUUAAAUGCCACUUUUAGUGCCUUCUGUUGUCUUUGAAGCGAUAGACUGAAAGCAAGUUCCCUUCAGCUGCAGCCAGGGUUGCCAAGUCCUGCAAAAAAAUUAAUAAAUAAUCCUGCCUAAAAUCUGUCUAAAACAAUCCACCUGUCAGAAGCAUAAACUAGUCCACCAUCUAAGAUUGCGACAGAUGCUCACAACACUAUACAUAUUAAUUUUUAAUCGUUUGUAAUUAAGGUUUGCAUUUUGGGGGAUGCGAUAAUAAAAAUAAUAAAAGUAACCUUUUUCAAUUUUCAAUCGUGACUCAAACAACACAAAAAAAUUCGGCGGGAAAACCGUGGAUGUGGCAACUUAGAUUACAAAGGCAAUUCAAGAGCGCAAUACAAAGUGAAAUAUAAAUACUAAAAGAUGUAAAUACUAUAAGUAAAUAUAAACCGUAUUUUUCACACUAUAAGGCGCACUAUCAAUAAACAUCUAUUUUUGGGUCUAUUUUCUUACAUAAGGUACACCGCAUUAUAAGGCGCAUUUUAAGCGACACUAGUAAGAAACAAUGUUUUCUCCAUGUUUUUAAUAUAAUCACAAGUUUUCUUUAUUUGGGUGAGUAAAGUGCUUCCGUUCAUUUACAGUGAGCUUUGAUUUUCAAUAUUUUUCUAGCCGUCGUUAGCAGCAGCGCUAGCGGUUUAUCCCAGGUAGCUUGUUCUAACACGAUAAACAUGCAGGAUACAGUCCUAUAUACUCAACUCUGAACAGUGCUGGAGAAACUUCACUGAAACGCCUUUUACUGUAACGCUGUACUAUAAAACAAAUGUCAGUCCAGAGUGUGUACCAAUACACACACAAAAAAAGUGAAUUAAUUGCAGUGUUUACAAUAGAUAAGAUGGGACUGGUAUUAGCUCAUAGUCCUCAUUAGAAGACUCUGAUUGUAUUGGUGACAAAACAACCUACCAUAUUUUGUCACACUGUGAGGCGCACUGAAUUGUAAGGUGCAUUUUGUGCCACUAGUAAGGAACAGUGUGGCCAUGUUUUUCUGCCAAAUUCAGCAGGUGGGUGGGUAAGUUAAGUCAAACGAAUGCUGGAUGUUAAUCUACACAGAUUUCUCUGUUUAUUUGGCUGAGUAAAGCCUUUCCGUUUAUUUACGGUAAGCUUAGAUUUUCAGUUUUCCACUAAGGCUGGGUGCAGCAGCAUUAGCAUUAGUGGCUAACUGCUGCUUGCCGCGGUUAGCGCUAGUAAACUCUGCCCGCAUGACGAUUUUUGGAAAAAUUUAAAGCUCACCUUCCGCGAAAAUCCGAUUUUUCUUGUUUUUUGUGGAAUACAGUAGGUCUCUCCGAGUUGAAUGUGUACACCUGCACAUUAAACUGUUUUGCAGCCCCCAUUGUCUGCAGGAGCUAAGCAAAGAAAUCCCCCCUCCCCCCCUCCGAAAAACGGGUGAAUUUUGAAUUAUCUUUCUGCCUACGUAGGCAGAAACUCACAGACCAGCCCACCUUGGCUCGAGAAACUCCCAGAGGCGGAGCUGAAGCGACGCAACAUCACCGCUCAUCAGUUAGGAGGUGGGAGGCAGUGAGCGGCAGAGCGGUGGAGGGGCGUCGCAGUGCUCCUAGCCAAUCAGAGGAGAGAUAUUUGCAUGGUGUUUGCAUGUAUGAAUAUUCAUGAGCAAAGCUGGAAUCCGGUCAUUUUGGACACACCCCUAAAACAGUCCAUUAAAAAAGAGCUAUACAGAGACACCUGAGCACUUUUUUUUUACAAAAACGGCUCACAUGUCAUUCAUUCAUACUAGAGACCACAACUAGACAUUUUAAAAUGAAAGAAAAAACGACGGAAGGUGACCUUUAAGGGUUUUAAUUGCGCCUUAUAGUGAGAAAAAUACGGUAAUCAGGACAUCCCUACCUCCUUAUCUCUCUCUCUUUCUCUUAUUAUCUCAUUAUCUCAUUAAUAGCUACUGGAUGACUGAAGAAUGAAGCUCAUGUGACUGUUCUUUAUUUAUAUGUGUUUUCUGUUAUUUAAUUAACUUAAUCAAUGAAGUCCAACCAACCAAAGGCCAUCAAAUCAAAUAUUAUGUAUGGGUCAAACUGUGGGCACACUGUUACAGAUGCAGCUGAUUGCUGAAGUUUGUUCUAAAAAUGUUGGAGUAUAACCUGUAAGCUGGGUUGAAUGGAUGCUGAAGGUACUGGGGUCAGGCCUGGGAUCAGUUGUGUUACAGUUGUGCGUGUCCCUGUGGUGGCACAACAUCUACUGAAGAUCUACUGAAAGAUACCUAUGAUGUGCCAUUGCUGUAAGAAUGUGUAGUGUGUUCUCAGUUACUCACCACUGUAGCUUUUACUGUAUUGUUUUAUGUAUGUUCUGGAAUGUUUCGUAGUUUGGUGGAGGGUAAAAACACUGUUUGUAAAAUACGAAUGUAUUUUUUAUUCCCCAGUACGUAUAAAAAGCAACUACACCUCAAAACAA
Messenger RNA from Astyanax mexicanus (Mexican tetra), 6069 nucleotides. It is a transcript of the gene gne, whose product is annotated as glucosamine (UDP-N-acetyl)-2-epimerase/N-acetylmannosamine kinase. Gene Ontology annotation, molecular function: UDP-N-acetylglucosamine 2-epimerase activity; N-acylmannosamine kinase activity; hydrolase activity, hydrolyzing O-glycosyl compounds. NCBI's taxonomy places the organism in Eukaryota, Metazoa, Chordata, Actinopteri, Characiformes, Acestrorhamphidae. The record is from RefSeq and is a predicted model, not a curated record. The transcript is spliced from 12 exons. Bases 658 to 2856 code for a protein of 732 amino acids. Gene Ontology annotation, biological process: UDP-N-acetylglucosamine metabolic process.